Schistosoma margrebowiei is the source of this 986-nucleotide messenger RNA. Lineage: Eukaryota; Metazoa; Platyhelminthes; Trematoda; Strigeidida; Schistosomatidae. The record is from the annotation of a GenBank genome assembly.
AGUUCGGAAUAUGAAGGUAGAGAAAAGCAGCUUAGAUUCCUCUCCUGAAUUUCAUGGUUCUGGAUAUUAUAAUAUGGAUAACAGGAUAGACUCAGUUACUCCUUUACUUCAUCGAUUCCCAUAUUCUAUUGUAUGGACUCCUAUUCCCUUGUUAACGUAUGCUGUCAUAUGUGCUAACAUCAUUACUAAUUGAAGAUGGUUUUUUCCUGUUAUUGGACAUAUGGGAAUCGCUAAUUCAUAUGGUGUUAUAUAUGAUUUUGCAGGCCCUUAUACUAUCGGGGAGGACCAAAUGGCUUUUGGAUGGCCAACGAUGUAUUACCAACCCCAUGCUAAACUGAUUGGGAGUCGGGAAGUCUGGGACAAUGCAAUCUCUGAAGCAAAUGAAGUUUAUAAAGGACGAGUGCAUAACCUUUUUUGUGAUAAUUGCCAUAGUCAUGUGGCAUAUGCUUUCAACAAAAUGCGAUUUCAAGAUAAGGAGAAUUGGAAUAUGUUCAGUGUUUCUGUAUUAUUAUUCUUUCACGGAAAGUAUGUUAGUAAACGUCACUGUUUUUCAUCAUGGUUUCCAUUCAUUCUUGUUGUAUGUGUAAUUUUGGCAAUAAUAUCAAUUGUUUUGCAUAUCAGUUGAAUCAUUUAUAACUAUCAUAUACAAACCAAUCAGACUGUACUUGACUGAUCUAAUCCAACUUUUUUUAGUUUAAUCAUUUUUAUUGUAAAAUAUAUUAUAUAUGUUUUCUAAUGUAAUGGAUCAUCGCAUUAACCUUUUUAGGUGAUUUUAGAAGUCCUUCAUAUAUAAUUAAUAUCAUGAUUACGGAUAUGUUUACUCGUUGAAAUUAUUUCUUUCCACCUUUUUUUUAAUAAGACAGUUAUUAUUUUAUUCAUGCCAACUAUUUUAACAAAAAAAAUUUUCUUUUAUAUAUAUGACUGGAAUUCUCUUUAAAAGGAUAUGUUUUAUGAUAUUGGUAUGAAAAUAGUAAUAAUGAUCAUCA